Messenger RNA from Linum trigynum, 2463 nucleotides. NCBI's taxonomy places the organism in Eukaryota, Viridiplantae, Streptophyta, Magnoliopsida, Malpighiales, Linaceae. The record is from the annotation of a GenBank genome assembly.
AUCCAACAAAAUUGAGCCAUGUGGUAAGCUCUCAUUGGAUAAGAGAAGCGAUCCGUCAAAACUCUGACCGUACUACCCCACCUUCCCGGCUGUGAGAUCUGGUUGGUUGCCGGUUCGUCUCCAAUUCGGGGUAAACGGAGAAACGCAGGAAAACAAAGAUGAAAAUUCCCAACCCGCCAUGAACAAAUUCUCGAGAAAAUUUCUCUCCGUUUCCUAUCGAUUCCUAGCAACCAAACACCCCGCCGAGAAAAAAAAAAUUCACUUGUUUCUCACUGCACAAUCAGCACAAACGACCAAAUCACCCGCCAGACAAGAGAUUCCCACUGCCCAUUUCCCUCCCCCCGCCAGAUCAUUCACCACCACCACGAUACAAUAAUGCCGUCGUCCCAAAUCCUCCCCGUCACCACAAUCCACCACCAUAAUUCCUCCUCGCCGCCAAUUGCAGAGACUUCGCUGUCGAUCAAAGAAGAAGACGAAGAGGAGAGUGUUAAUCAGAUGGUGAUGAACCUAGUCAUCGACGACCCUUCAACCCGGCUCCUGAUUUCUUCCUCCGACGAGAUUACCACAUCCCACAAGAAGCCUCUGCUGUAGCGGAAUUCUAGUUUUUCAGGUAUUUCCACUGCCAGAAGUAGUACUAGUAGUAGUGGUAGUAGCAGUAGCGAAGGGUUCGGCAAGUUUUAUGAUCACAGCAAGAAGAAGAGGCGUCGUCGGACGGCUAGUGAAACGUGUCUGCUUUCCUCGAUUGUUUGUUCAGAUAGUGGUGGUGGUGGUGGUGGUGGGGCGGGGGAUGAAGGGAGCGGCCGGCAGCAGUCGUUGAGCCGUGAAGUGGGUCAUGCGGCGGCCGAGACGUUUCUGCUUACCAGAUUGAGUUUGCAGCUCUUGACCUAUCUUGGGUACUCAUUUUUUUUUUUGGGAUUCUUCCUCUUUUGGUUUGUGCUGCUUUGUUUCGUAAUGGCAUUUCUGCAAACCAUUGUGGUUGCUGAGCAUUUCUGUUUAUUCAGGGUAGGCUAUAGAUGGGUGAUGAGAUUUGUUGCUCUUGGUUUCUACUCGUUGAUGCUUAUGCCGGGUUUCAUUCAAGUUGGAUAUUAUUAUUUCUUCUCCAAGCAAGUGAUCAGAAGUGUAGUUUAUGGCGAUCAACCACGAAAUAGGAUCGAUCUGUAUAUACCGAAGAAUAGCGAUGGACCAAAGCCGGUUGUUGCGUUUGUAACUGGUGGAGCCUGGAUAAUUGGGUACAAAGCUUGGGGUUCCCUGCUAGGAUGGCAAUUAUCGGAAAGAGACAUUAUAGUGGCUUGCAUAGAUUAUAGGAACUUCCCACAAGGAACAAUGAGUAACAUGGUGCAGGAUGCAUGUCAAGGUAUCUCAUUUGUAUGCGAAAAGAUAGCGGACUAUGGAGGUGAUCCUAAUAGGAUUUAUUUAAUGGGGCAAUCAGCUGGAGCGCACAUAGCUUGCUGUGCCCUUGUUGAGCAAGCAAUUAAAGAAGUUGUUGAAGGAGAGAAUGUUUCUUGGAGUGUUUCUCAGAUAAAGGCAUACUUUGGUUUAUCAGGAGGGUAUAACUUGUUCAACCUGGUAGAUUACUUCCACAGCCGGGGUCUGUAUCGAUCCAUAUUUUUAAGCAUAAUGGAAGGUGAAGAGUCUUUAAGACGGUUUUCCCCUGAAGUACUAGCCCAGGAUCCAAGCUUGAAAAAUGCAAUAUCUCUCCUGCCUCCAAUCGUUCUUUUCCAUGGCACCGCAGAUUAUUCAAUCCCCUCUGAGGCCAGCACUAGUUUUGCUGAAACGCUCAAGGGAGUGGAGUCAGGGCUGAGGCAAUUACAUACGAAGGCAAGACCCACACAGAUUUGUUUCUUCAGGAUCCAAUGAGAGGUGGCAAAGAUCAAAUGUUCGAGGAUUUAGUAUCCAUAGUUCACGCCGGUGACCAAGAGGCCGAAGCCAAAGACAAGGUGGCCCCUCCAAGGCGUCGCCUUGUUCCCGAGUGCAUGUUGCAGUUAGCUCGCAAAGUCAGCCCCUUCUAGCAUAGCUUAGCAUAGCACAUCCUUUAACGAAAUAAAACGUAGAAGCACUUUCUUCUGUGAAGUUUGCUUCUUCAAGUUACUAUAUGUAUAUGGUAAUUCUUUGUUUCUUUUUUUACCCCCCUUUUGUUUGUAUGAAGCUUGGCAAUCAUUAUUUACUAGUUCAAUGUAGGCCAUUGUUUUGAGAGACUAUUGACAUUUGGGUAGAUUGAUUCUUUGAUGAAUGAAAACUUGCAUUCUGCAAUGGUCACGAAUACGAAACUUUUGAAUAAUGUGAUCCACAUAUGGUUUCUCUGUAUUUGCUACAAGUGGAUGAUUCGAACCGUCGGAGGAGGUUGAGAUCUUGCUUUGUCAGGUAUAAGCAGUGGCGGAUCCAGGGCUGGGCCAACCCAGGCCCCGGCCCAGCCCUCAUGCGGAUCCAGAGUUAGUUUAGUGCUUAUAAAAUUUUUCGAUUUAG